AUGAGGGAACCCUGGAGAUCCCUGCUGGGCCUGUUUCUUCUGGUAAGCUCAGCCUUCAGCCACAGUGCCACCAACCCCUUCGCAGGCCAGCAGACCUCUUCGGAUCCUUGCUAUGAUGAUGCAGGCGCAGCCCGCCGCUGCAUCCCCGAGUUCAUCAAUGCCGCGUUUGGCAAGGAGGUGACGGUGUCUAGUGUGUGUGGCCGACCCCCGUCCCGCUCGUGCAGCGUGGUGGAGCGCGGUGACGAACGGCCCUCUGUACGUGCGUGCCAGAUCUGUGACGCCGCUGACCCCCGCCGAGCCCACCCAGCCUCUUACCUCACCGACCUCAACUCAGCCCACAACCUGACCUGCUGGCAGUCAGAAAAUCUGAACACCUCGCCGCACAAUGUGACUCUCACCCUUUCUCUGGGUAAAAAGUUUGAGAUCACCUAUGUCAGCCUGCAGUUCUGCUCACCAAGACCCGAGUCCCUGGCCAUUUACAAAAGCAUGGACUACGGCAAAACCUGGAUGCCCUACCAGUUCUACUCCUCACAGUGCCGGCGUAUGUACAACAGGCCGAACAAAGCCACCAUUACCAAACAGAACGAGCAAGAGGCUCUUUGCACAGAUGGCCACACUGACCUCUACCCACUUUCUGGAGGACUCAUUGCUUUCAGCACUUUGGAUGGACGACCCUCUGGAAAAGACUUUGACAACAGCCCGGUCCUCCAGGACUGGGUGACUGUUACAGAUAUCCGUGUGGUCUUCAGCCGGCCCCAGCUCCCUCGGGAGUUUGCGCUGGGGGCCGGGAGCAACAGUGGAGGGAGGGAUGAUGACCCCAUGGCAAUAACAUCCACCCUGCCAACAUAUUUCUAUGCAGCAGGAGACUUCCAGGUGGGCGGGAGGUGUAAAUGCAAUGGUCAUGCUUCACGCUGUCUAAAAGACAAGGAAGGCAAACUGGUGUGCGACUGCAAACACAACACAGAAGGGCCCGAAUGUGACCGCUGCAAGCCCUUUCACUACGACCGACCGUGGCAGAGGGCCAACGCUCGUGAGGCCAACGAGUGUUUGCCAUGUAACUGCAACCUCCAUGCCCGCCGCUGUCGAUUUAACAUGGAGUUGUACAAGCUGUCGGGGAGAAAGAGCGGAGGAGUCUGCAUGAACUGCCGCCACAACACCGCCGGACGUCACUGCCACUACUGCAAGGAAGGCUUUUACAGGGACAUGGCCAGACCCAUCACUCAUCGACGAGCCUGUAAAGCUUGUGACUGCCACCCUGUGGGCGCAGCGGGCAAGACGUGCAACCAGACCACGGGUCAGUGUCCCUGCAAGGAUGGAGUCACCGGCAUCACCUGCAACCGCUGUGCCAAGGGCUACCAGCAGAGCCGCUCCCCGGUGGCGCCCUGCAUCAAAAUCCCUGUGGUUAACCCCACAGCUGUGGUGAGCAGCACAGAGGAACCAGCGGCGGUGCAGGUCAACGUGUUGGACAUGGAGACGGUGGGGGACUGGGCCAAGUUCUCAGUCAGUCUGGUGUCUGUGUACAAAAGCCGAGGGGAACCUCUGAAGCGUGGCGACAACAUCCUGUGGGUGCACAUGAAGGACCUGGCUUGCAAAUGUCCAAAGAUCCAAAUGAGCAAGCGAUUCUUGGUGAUGGGCGGCAGCGAGGGAGGAACGGGCCCGGGGACGGGCCCAGGAGUGGGGCCGGGGGGCGGAGCCACCAGCUCAGGGGCAGAGCGCAUUGGCCUUGUAGCUGAUAAGAACAGCCUUGUGAUUCAGUGGAGAGACAUUUGGACGAGACGUCUGCGGAAGUUCCAGCGCAAAGAGAAGAAGGGAAAAUGCGGCAAAGCAUGA
Messenger RNA from Menidia menidia (Atlantic silverside), 1830 nucleotides. Lineage: Eukaryota; Metazoa; Chordata; Actinopteri; Atheriniformes; Atherinopsidae. The record is from the annotation of a GenBank genome assembly.